AUGGGACGGCGCAAGAUCGCAAUUGAGCCUAUCACGCAGGAUAGGAACCGGACAGUGACGUUCAUCAAGCGCAAGGCGGGGCUGUUCAAGAAGGCGCACGAGCUGGCGGUGCUGUGCCAGGUGGACGUGUCGGUGAUCAUCCUGGGCAACAACAACACGUUCUACGAGUUCUCGUCGGUGGACACGGAGGACCUGCUGCGGCACUACCGGCGCGAGGACCUGCCGCACGACGUGAAGACGCCGGCGGACUACGGGAAGUACACGAAGAAGGCGAAGGUGGUGCUGAACGAGCGGCGGCGGCGCAAGCAGGCGAAGUUCGCGGGGGAGGAGCGGGCGAAGAGCGAGGGCGAGGAGGAGGAGGAGGAGGAGGAGCGGGCGGCGACGCCGGAGGCGAAGGGCGCGCGCGCGGACGGCGAGCCGUACGCGAAGCGGUUCAAGGCGGAGGCGCCGAAGUUCAACCCGCUGCAGCAGCACGUGCAGCGGCAGUUCCACAACCUGUACAGCGCGGCGGCGACGUUCAUCGACGCGCAGGAGCCGGAGCCGGCGCGGCAGGACGCGCCGGCGGCGGCGCAGACAGCACAGCCGGCGGAGGCGCCGCAGCCGCCGCAGCCGCAGCGAUCGCAGCACCCGAGCAUGCAUCCGCCGUUCCAGAAGCCGUUCCACCCGUACCACGCCUCGGGGCAGGCGCCGGCGCACGACUCCUCGGGCGCGCGGGGGGCGCUGCCCGCGCGGCGCGAGCCGUGUCUGCUGAACGCGGGCCCUGCGCCGGAGCCGGCGGCGUCGCCGUCGGCGCCGAUGGGCACGGCGAAGCAGGCGACGCGACCGGUGCUGCGCGUGCAGAUCCCGACGAGCAACUCGACGGGCUCCAUCAAGAGCCAGCCGUCCUCCCACUCCAGCAACGACACGAUAGACCACCCGAAGCAGUCGCAGUUCACCAAAAAUGGGCAGCUGGAGCUGCCGAACCCGUCCGGCUCUCGGAACGACACACCCAUGUCUGCCACGGCACCAGGCGUCCCCGGCAGCCCGCUGGUGGCCGAGCGGCCGCGGAACAUGGACCCCAUGCAGUCGGUGGGCACCGGCCUCCUGUACAACGCGCUGCCGUCUGCGAUCGCAGGCUCCCCCUCCAUACAACAGUACUUUGCAACGCCGCUGCAGCCCGUAGCUGGUGCACCGAACAUUAUCACCGCCUCCCAGAACGCUCCGUUCCAGGCCAUCCAGCGCCAGCUGCAGUCUGUCCGACGGCCGGGCCAGAACGAGCCGUGCGGGGGGCCGAUGUCCGGCACGCUGCCCUCGAAGUACGUCAAUGACCUCAUGGUAGCGUCUCCGAACGGCUCUAUGGCCAUGUUCCAGGAGUGGCCCUUCAAUCGGCCAGCCCCGAACGCAUCAGCGGCCGCCGCUAACCCCCUGCCGUCGGCUCUGAAUAAUAACGGGAGCAGCGGUCUGACACCGUACAUCAACGGCAACGCACAAACACCGCUCGGCGCGCGCUACUUCAAUUUCCCAAAUGACACUCAGAGCGAGGAGAAGCCCUCCGAGGAGAAAAGCUGA
Molecule: messenger RNA, 1548 nt
Organism: Eremothecium gossypii ATCC 10895
Lineage: Eukaryota; Fungi; Ascomycota; Saccharomycetes; Saccharomycetales; Saccharomycetaceae
Gene: RLM1
Product: Rlm1p
Exons: 2
Coding region: 1-1548 (515 amino acids)
Biological process (GO): positive regulation of transcription by RNA polymerase II
Molecular function (GO): RNA polymerase II cis-regulatory region sequence-specific DNA binding; protein dimerization activity; DNA-binding transcription factor activity, RNA polymerase II-specific
Source: RefSeq, marked provisional